Messenger RNA from Euleptes europaea (tarantolino), 1245 nucleotides. RefSeq lists its product as uncharacterized. NCBI's taxonomy places the organism in Eukaryota, Metazoa, Chordata, Lepidosauria, Squamata, Sphaerodactylidae. The transcript has 10 exons. Gene Ontology annotation, biological process: peptidoglycan catabolic process; defense response to Gram-positive bacterium. Gene Ontology annotation, cellular component: extracellular region. Gene Ontology annotation, molecular function: lysozyme activity. The coding region runs from base 1 to 1245 and encodes 414 amino acids. The record is from RefSeq and is a predicted model, not a curated record.
AUGAUGUUAAUUACGCUGCUUGUGAUGACCCUUGCUGCUUUGAUUGAGUCCUCAUCAAAUUAUAGAUGCUAUGGUGAUAUAACAACUUUUGAUACUCCUGUGAUUACAUGUGGAAAUGUGGGAUAUAUGACCAAUUGUGGUGUUCCUGCUGUAGAAAGAGCUGUUAAAAUAAAUUUAUCUGCUCUGAAGAGAUACCGUACCCAGAUUGUUGAUGUGGGCAAAAAAUUAUGUGUGGAUCCUGCCAUACUUGGGGCAAUGAUUUGCUUGGACAGUGGAGCCGGAACUCGCCUGCGGAAUGGUUGGAACAAGGACCAGACCAGAUUCGGCCUGAUGCAGAUUGAUAGCCGCAACUAUCCCGUUGUUGGAGCCUGGGAUAGUACAGAAAAUAUCUUGCAAGGUGGAACUAUCCUAAGGACAUACGUUACUACCUUGCAAAAUAGAAGACCUGGCUUGACAUGGCAACGCUAUUGGAGAGGUGGGAUCUGUGCCUACCAAGCAGGCAUUCCAAGUAUUCUGAGUUAUCAAGGAAGGGACUUUUGUGGAACAUAUGGGAGAUAUGCUGAUGAAGUGAUGGUUGCAGCCAAUACUGAAGAGGACCAGAAACGGCAAGCAGCCAUGGCAGGUGUUUCAUUCGCAGUUGUGUUUCUUUUCUGUCUUCUUUACAGAACUGAAGGAAACGUUCCAGGUUGUACUGGUAACUAUGGGAAGAUAAUGGAUGUUCAAACCACGGGAGCUGGACUUAGAACUGCAACAGCAGAAGGCCUGAAAUCUGGAGGAACUCAAUCUUCAGGCAUUAUUGCAGAGAGAGACCUAAAGAAUAUGAACAAAUAUAAAGCAAAGAUUUUAGAUGUCAGUAAAAAAACAGGCAUUGAGGCAGCUGUGAUUGCUGGUAUAAUCUCUCGAGAAUCUCAUGCUGGAGCUGUCCUGAAGAAUGGCUGGGGUGACGGUGGAAAUGGAUUUGGCUUGAUGCAGGUUGAUAAAAGAUUCCAUAAAUUAAUUGGCACAUGGGAUAGUGCGGAUCAUAUGACUCAGGGUACCCAGAUUCUCUGUGGCAUGAUAAAUGGUGUUGCUAAAAAAUUUCCGCGAUGGACCAAAGCACAGCAGCUCAAAGGUGGAAUUUCAGCCUACAACGCAGGACUUCGUAAUGUUCAAACCUAUGAUGGAAUGGAUGUCGGCACAACAGGCAAUGAUUAUGCCAAUGAUGUUGCUGCAAGAGCCCAGUUUUACAAGCGAAACGGAUACUAA